Staurois parvus is the source of this 457-nucleotide messenger RNA. Lineage: Eukaryota; Metazoa; Chordata; Amphibia; Anura; Ranidae. The record is from the annotation of a GenBank genome assembly.
AAUGCCCAUGUUGAGAGUAAGGUCCAUAAAAAAAUUUAAUUUGGAAAACCGUAAUGAGUUUCCAUGCGAAUGGUCUGGCAAGGUUUGAAUUUGGGUUGGUGGUGAUAAAUUGUUGUGCAUAUAAAUUUCUUUGAUCCACAAUCAAUGCAUACAGAUAUUCCGUGAAAAACAGCUCCAAAAAAUUAGUAGGAGUAGUUAAAUUUGCUGUUUCCACCUGAAUUCGGGUUGGGCAAUGAAUGGGGGAAGUACACGUGCUGCAGAAUUUGUGGGCUGCCAGUCGGGAUUUAGAAGCACAUCUGGAAGGAUACUAGGGGCUCUACGGGCCUGUGUGCAAAUUCUUGGUGGUUGCGGGACAUUACUUGUGCUCGCCACCGCAGCAGCUUGUACUACACUUAUGGGACUCGCCACGUCACCAACUGAUACUGCAGUGCUGGUAUGUGAAAGACCAGGAUGUACU